AAGAAGUAUAGAAGAUGUGCUAGAUAUAAGUUUAUUAGAAUCUACAAAUAUUCCUUUGAUAAAUAUAGAAUUAGUAACUUCUGAGACAAGUAUAAUAGUUGAUUUACUUACAGAAACAGAAUUAAGUGAUGAAAAGAGCAUUCAUAUCUCAGCAGGAGAUAU
This is a messenger RNA of Racocetra persica, 162 nucleotides long. Lineage: Eukaryota; Fungi; Glomeromycota; Glomeromycetes; Diversisporales; Gigasporaceae. The record is from the annotation of a GenBank genome assembly.